Molecule: messenger RNA, 4068 nt
Organism: Eutrema salsugineum
Lineage: Eukaryota; Viridiplantae; Streptophyta; Magnoliopsida; Brassicales; Brassicaceae
Exons: 8
Coding region: 287-3910 (1207 amino acids)
Source: RefSeq, a predicted model, not a curated record
AAGAACUUUGUUUCGCGUCUCUUUCCAAUCCAAUCCAAUCCAAAUUUGAUUCGAUUCCUUUCGUUUUGGGAUUCGAGAAGACGUAAUCCGGAAAGAUAUCGUAAUUGGGUUUUCAGGAUUACCCAAUUCGGCAUACCAUAGGAUCUCGAUCGAAUGCUUUCCUCACUUUUCCGAUUGGAAAUUUUUAUCGUGAUUUCGUUUUCCGAUUCAGCGGAAUCUUGAUUCGCUUCUCGUUUGAGUUUUUAGCCUGCGCCCGUAUGGGAGGCGGUUAUGGAAUCAUUGAUUGAUGAACACAGACGAGUGUAAAAAGAUGCCGGGUUUAGCACAGAGGAAUGAACAUUGCUCUUCUGGGUUUUGGUCCAAGGACGUCGAUGGAGUCAGCUACAAUCAGUUGCACAAGUUCUGGAGUGAGCUGUCGCCGAAAGCUAGGCAGGAGCUACUCAGGAUUGACAAGCAAGCUCUCUUUGAGCAAGCUCGCAAGAACAUGUGCUGUUCCAGAUGCAACGGGCUUCUGCUUGAAAGCUUCUUGCAGAUUGUUUCAUUUGGGAGGUCCUUGCAACAAAAAGGAUCAAUAGGAAAUCUUCCGUGCAACAGAUCAGGAGCUUCAAAAGAUCAAAUUGACUGUAACUCAGUUGUCAGUAGCAGAUGUACCGUUGCGUUGCAAGACCCCGCUGUUCAUCAAUGGGGAGGCCUCACCACAACACGCGAUGGAUCACUCACACUUCUUGACUGCUAUUUGUAUGCGAAAUCUUAUAAAGGGCUUCACACUCAGGUGUUUGAGAGUGCCCGUGCUCGAGAGAGGGAACGUGAGUUGCUCUAUCCCGUUGCUUGUGGUGGUGGAGGUCGGGUAUGGAUAAGUCAAGGGAUGACUGGUUAUGGUAAAGGUCAUGGAACAAGAGAAACAUGUGCUUUGCAUAUCACGAGGCUCUCUUGUGAUACUUUAGUGGAUUUUUGGUCCGCACUUGAAGAGGAUAGUCGACAGUCACUUUUGAGAAUGAAAGAAGAGGAUUUCAUAGAAAGACUAACUAACAGAUUCGACUGCAAGAAGUUUUGUAGAGACUGCAGAAGAAAUGUUAUUCGGGAGUUUAAAUUGCUUAAGGAACAUAAAAGAAUGCAAAGAGAACCACGAUGUACCGACUGGUUUUGUGUUGCCGAUACAGCCUUUCAGUAUGAGGUGGACAUUGAUUCCGUCCGAGCAGAUUGGAGUCAAUAUUUUACACAGAACGCGGGAUAUCAUCAUUUCGAGUGGGCAAUUGGAACUGAAGAAGGCGAAUCUGAUAUCCUCGAGUUCAAGUGUGUUGGCAAUGAUGGGAGUGCCCAAGUCAAUGGCCUAGACCUUCGUGGAUUACACGAAUGCUACAUUACUCUCAGGGCAUUUAAAAAAAAUGGCCGCUCCUCCGAGAUAUCCGUCAAAGCCCAUGCAUUGAGAGGCCAACAAUGCGUUCACUCCAAGCUUGUGGUUGGAGAUGGCUUUGUUUCAAUCAAACGAGGGGAAUGCAUCCGAAUGUUUUUUGAGCAUGCUGAAGAGGCCGAGGAAGAAGAGGAUGAAGUCAUGGUAGACAAAGAUGGGAAUGAGCUUGAUGGUGAGUGCCCGCGUCCACAAAAGCACGCUAAGAGUCCAGAACUUGCGCGAGAGUUUCUUCUAGAUGCUGCAGCGGUUAUUUUCAAGGAGCAGGUUGAAAAGGCAUUUAGGGAAGGUACAGCCCGUCAAAAUGCACACAGUAUAUUUGUCUGCCUUUCAUCGAAACUAUUAGAGCAACGUGUUCAUAUUGCCUGCAAGGAAAUUGUCACCUUGGAGAAGCAGAAGAAACUUCUGGAGGAAGAAGAGAAAGAAAAGCGUGAAGAAGAGGAGCGAAAAGAAAGGAAAAGAACAAAAGAAAGGGAAAAAAAACUUCGUAGAAAGGAGAGGUUGAAGGAAAAAGAACUAGAAAAAGAGCAGAAGGAUCCAAAAUUUAGUGAUAAAGCGAUGCUGCCAAAUUUAUCAAGGGAAGAAGAAGGCUCCUUGAAUCUUGAUGGGGAAAUGAACAAUACUGUAAGCUGCGAGGAGUCUGGAAUUGAAACUGGAGAUUUAGAUGGUUGCACUUCCCCAAGAGCGGAAACCUACUUUUGUGAUACCACUGAUAGAGAGGUUAUAGAUCAUGAAGAUGGAAACGGGUGCUUUACAAAUGAUAAUUGCAGACCUGUUCAUCAGACAGCAAGAUUCUGGAAAGAACCUCAACUUGAUUAUGCAUUGAGGCGGUCAGAUAAACGCAGAUAUUCGGAGAAUACUUCUUUUGUCAGUAGGGCUGAGGCAAGAUACUGUAAUGAUAGAUUAGAUAUGUCUUUAAGGCAUUUGAACGGGUCGAAGAAAAAUUUGAGAGUAAAAGCAUCUAAGGCUGGGGGUAGCCCAAAUAGCAUUAAGACACAUGAGGGGUUUCAAUGUUCAGAGAACAGGAUUAGUGAGAGGUAUGAUUACCACUCUUGCAGUUGCAAACCCAUUAAUGGAUACUGGGAAAAGGUAGAAUCUAACAGAGGCAUGCGAGAACCUAAAACCAUAGUCAAAUCAAACUCUGAUCUGGAUGUCUCCAAGCCAGUUAACCGAGCCAAUAGGAAUACUGAAUCUGAUUAUAGACCUAGAAGCAAAGUGACCAUCAGUCAAAAUCCUUCUAUGAGGGAGCCAGUAAAUGUGAGAAAGGUGUUGGACUCCGUGGAGCUGAAGCAUCCAGGAUUCAGCUCAAAUUCUGGCAAAUCAGCAGCUUCAUGUUUAACAUUGAAGGCUGAAGAGAAUGAAGAUCUUAACUCUGCUGCGAAGUCAGCUGAUACACUGUCUCGAUGCAAGGCUACAGAAAUGUUGAGUAAUGUCAUCGUCAAUGGCAGCAGCAGGGACUCUAAAGAUCUUAUGAUGAGUAGAACCUCCAGUUCAGAUAAUUGCUCUUCAUGUAUCAGUGAAGGAGAUAGCAAUACAGCUUCAAAUAACGGAAGCACUGAAUCCCCCUCGACGUCUGAUUCUGAAGAUGCCAGUCAGCACUCUAGAGGAAGAGAGGAUCUAGUAGAUACUGAAAACCAUAUGCCUGACUGCCAAGGUAAGAUGACAGAGAAAGAGACAGAGAAGAGAAUCGAUGAAGGAGACCUUUUAAGGAUGAAGAAUAUGCCUAACCUUUCAGCUGAAAACGGGGAAAGUAAAUUAUCAGGAACUCCUUUUACGGUUCCUAGCCAAAACAUGGAAAAUAUGGUACCUGGUGUUAAUACUGGUUCCUAUAUGUCCCAGCCACAAAGCAUGAUGUUUCCCCAAAUGCUUAACCAGAGUAUACCGUUGUCAGUCUUCCAAGCUCCUUCAACAUUGGGUUACUAUCACCAAGCUCCAGUCUCUUGGUCUGCAGCUCCUGCCAACGGAUUAAUGCCAUACCCUCAGCCUAACAGUUAUGUAUACACAGGUCCUCUUGGAUACAGUCUGAAUGCAGAGACCCCGUUAUGCGUGCAGUAUGGAGCCCCUUUGAACCAUUCGGCAACUUUUUUCAAUUCCGGGCCAGUUCCAGUUUUCCAUUCGUUUGGUGAAACCAACACAGUGAACACUGUGGAGCAAGCUCAAACUCUUGAGCCAUUGGAACAGAUUUUUCUAAAGGAUGCGGAUGAAGGGAAAUUAAAGCGAAUGUAUCCAGCGGAAACUCCAAGCAGCAGAGGUCCGCAAACUGAUAGUGACGAAAACUUCUCCUUAUUCCACUUCGGUGGGCCGGUUGCUCUGUCUACAGUAAGUAAAUCUAGUCCUGCUCAAUCCAAAGAUAGGAUUUUGGGGGAUUUCUCCUUGCAGUUCACAGGAGACCAUGUUUUUGGUGAUCCCACCGGAAAUAAUACUAAGGAGAAAAAGAGCACAGUAGGUGAAGAGUACAACUUGUUUGCGACAGAUAACAGCUUGAGGUUUUCCAUCUUCUAAAGGGUUUUAUACAUUUUUUGGGUUUGUUUGGCGUUAUGGAACAUUGUAAUCCUGAACGCAGUAAAAUCUCUCUUGUUUUAUUUCAUGUAAAGAUCUCUGCAAGAGUUUUUGUCUUUCUUUUCAAAGGUUCUGAUUUACUCAAAAUGAAUAAUUCUCCA